Molecule: messenger RNA, 554 nt
Organism: Micromonas pusilla CCMP1545
Lineage: Eukaryota; Viridiplantae; Chlorophyta; Mamiellophyceae; Mamiellales; Mamiellaceae
Exons: 2
Coding region: 51-413 (120 amino acids)
Biological process (GO): cytoplasmic translation
Cellular component (GO): ribosome
Molecular function (GO): structural constituent of ribosome; RNA binding
Source: RefSeq, a predicted model, not a curated record
AGCGCAAACACGCGUCUAGGUUGCUAGUUCACCGACGCUUAAACAUCACGAUGGCUCCCGCUACCAAGGCCGCGAAGAAGAAGCUCUCGACGUUCGUCGUCGACUGCUCCAAGCCGGUUGAAGACAAGAUCAUGGAGAUCGCGUCGUUCGAGACGUUUCUCGCCGAGCGCAUCAAGGUCGGCGGCAAAGCCGGCGCGCUCGGCGACGCCGUCACCGUGUCCCACGACAAGACGCGCGUGACCGUCACCUCCGAGGCGCCGAUGUCCAAGCGCUACCUCAAGUACCUCACGAAGAAGUACCUGAAGAAGCACAACGUUCGCGACUGGCUUCGCGUCAUCGCGUCGGGCAAGGACAGGAACGUGUACGAGCUGAGGUACUUCAACAUCGCGGACCAGGAAGACGACGACGAGUAAUUCUAAUUCGCUCGUUGGAGUCGGCUUCGUGGUGGUGGUGGUUCACUCGAGCGGGGGAUGAAGCUUCCUAUUUAGUAGCGUUCGUGAUUAGCGUUUAAUAGAGACGGAAGCGUCCCCCGGUUGGGCGGAGUCAUUCAUGAA